GCAAAGAUCCAAUUUGCAUCUCAAAAAAGUCAAUAAGCCAUCGCGAGAGAGAGAGAGAGAGAGAAGGAGAGAUUGCCGCCGGCGAUCGGUGCAGGAACGGACGUCCAUCGAAGAAGAGGAAGAAGCAGUCUCCGUCGUCGUCCAUCGGAGAGAAUCAGUUUCAGGAAGAAGAAAAUUAAGGAUGGCGGGAAGCUCUGGGUUUCAGCUGGGUGUGGUUGGAUCACUGACUCUCUCUGUCGCCUCAUCAGUUUCGAUCGUCAUAUGCAACAAAGCUCUGAUGAGCACUCUUGGCUUCCCUUUCGCCACAACGUUAACAAGCUGGCAUCUAAUGGUGACCUUUUGCUCGCUCUAUGCCGCACAGCGCUUCCACUUCUUCGAGCCGAAAUCCAUCGAUGCGAAGACGGUGAUCCUCUUCGGCUUCCUCAAUGGAUCCUCCAUUGGCUUCCUUAACCUCAGCCUCGGCUUCAACUCCAUUGGAUUCUACCAGAUGACCAAACUUGCCAUCAUACCUUUUACUGUCCUGCUGGAGACUCUGUUCCUCAACAAAACUUUCAGUCAGAGCAUUAAGCUGUCUUUGCUUGUCCUCCUGCUCGGUGUCGGCAUUGCUUCGGUUACAGAUCUUAACCUCAAUUUUGUUGGUUCUGUCCUCUCUGCUCUGGCCAUCGCUACCACAUGUGUUGGACAAAUUAUGACAAACACAAUUCAGAAGAGGUUGAAGGUUUCCUCCACGCAGCUUCUGUAUCAGUCAUCUCCGUACCAAGCUGCUAUUCUAUUCGCCACCGGCCCAUUCGUCGAUCAGUUGCUCACCAAUCAAAGCGUGUUCUCCUACGACUACAAACUCAUAGUUCUGGCAUUUAUAGUGCUGUCUUGCUCGAUCGCUGUAAUUGUAAACUUCAGCACCUUUUUGGUGAUCGGGACGACGUCGCCGGUGACAUAUCAAGUGCUCGGCCACCUCAAGACUUGCCUCAUCCUCUUCAUCGGCUACAUUAUACUGCACGAUCCUUUCACGGUCAGGAACAUUGUGGGAAUCCUAAUCGCCAUCUUCGGGAUGGCUCUCUACUCAUACUUCUCUGUGCAAGAGAGCCAAAGGAAAUCAGCAAGUGAUGUGUUGCCCGUUUCACAGAUGGCACAGAAGGAGGCGGCGCCACUUUUGGCUAUCCAAAAUAACGACGAUGGGACCGCAAAAUGAAAAUGGAGCUCCUGCAGCUGAUCUAUAAGGAUUCUCUUGAGAAGCACCGCCAAGUUCUUAUAUCAAGACGUUAAAAUGGAUAGGUCUCUCUCCAUUCCUUUUAGUGUGCCUUGUUUUUGCAAAUGUUCACAAGCUAUUCUUUCAUUCAUUCAUUCACGCGUAUGCUCGGUUUUGCGGAUGUGCGAGUGGGAGAAUGCUUGCAAUUUUUCUCCUUUGAUUCUAAUUAUUUAGCACUAU
Molecule: messenger RNA, 1426 nt
Organism: Zingiber officinale
Lineage: Eukaryota; Viridiplantae; Streptophyta; Magnoliopsida; Zingiberales; Zingiberaceae
Product: UDP-xylose transporter 1-like
Exons: 8
Coding region: 182-1189 (335 amino acids)
Cellular component (GO): Golgi apparatus
Molecular function (GO): antiporter activity; UDP-xylose transmembrane transporter activity
Source: RefSeq, a predicted model, not a curated record